CUCUCACCGCGCCGUUCUUUAAUGGAGCGAGCCUAACAAACACUCCCACACAGGAGAACACCUCUUCACUUGGCCGCUUCUUCUCCCCCUCACUUCGCUUCCCGGGAGACGCGCGCGCACCCACCACCGCACCGCAUGGCGCAAGGAAGCAGGGACCCGGAGCUGUUCGCGGAGCUGUGGCGCGCCUGCGCAGGGCCGCUCGUGGAACUGCCCCAGACGGACGAGAGGGUGUUCUACUUCCUCCAGGGUCACCUGGAGCAGUUGCAAGAGCCGACGGACCCGGCGCUGCUGGCCGACCAAAUCAAGAUGUUCCAGGUGCCCAACAAGAUCCUCUGCAAGGUCGUCAACGUCGAGCUCAAGGCUGAGACGGAAACGGACGAGAUGUUCGCGCAGAUCACCCUGCAGCCGGAGCCGGAUCAAGUGAACCUGCCCACAUUACCUGACCCUCCCCUGCCGGAGUCGCCGAGGCCUGUGGUGCACUCCUUCUGCAAGAUCCUCACACCAUCCGACACCAGUACCCAUGGCGGGUUCUCCGUUCUCCGACGGCACGCAAAUGAAUGCCUCCCACCACUGGACAUGUCGAUGCCAACCCCAACUCAAGAGCUCAUCACAAAGGACCUCCAUGGAUCUGAAUGGAGGUUCAAGCACAUCUACAGGGGCCAACCCCGUAGGCACCUUCUCACUUCGGGGUGGAGCACGUUUGUCACAUCGAAGAAGCUGAUUGCUGGUGAUGCAUUUGUCUACCUGAGGACUGAGACUGGAGAGCAGCGUGUCGGAGUGAGGCGCCUUGUGCAGAAGCAGAGCACGAUGCCAGCAUCUGUUAUAUCAAGCCAGAGCAUGCAUCUUGGGGUGCUUGCAAGUGCAUCGCAUGCUAUUAAGACUAACUCCAUUUUCCUAGUGUAUUAUAGACCAAGGUUAAGCCAAAGCCAAUACAUUGUCAGUCUGAACAAGUACCUAGAAGCUAGUAAAAUUGGAUUUACUAGGUGCAUGAGGUUUAAGAUGAGCUUUGAAGGGGAAGACGUCCCUGUGAAGAAGUUUUCUGGAACUAUAGUUGAUGAAGGAGAUCUUGCUCCUCGAUGGCAAGGUUCUGAAUGGAAGACAUUGAAGGUCCAAUGGGAUGAAGCCACAAAUUUUAGUGGCCCUGAGAGGGUUUCUUCUUGGGAAAUCGAACCAUUUGAUGCCUCUGCACCUAGUAUCAACAUACCCGUGCAACCAUCAACGAAAAACAAACGGCCUAGGGAGACAGCUGAAAGCCUGGAUAUUCAAGCACUGGAACCUGCUCAAGAACUUUGGCUCUCUGGAAUGCCUCAGCAGCAUGAGAAGACAGGUGUUGGCUCCAGUGAACCCAAUUGUAUCACUGGACAUCAAGUUGUUUGGACUAGCGAGCGCCCAGGAUACGGUGCCAUGAGUAGUAGUUCUGUUUGUCAGAAUACUGUAGUACUAGAGAGUUGGUUGAAGGACUUCAACUCCUCAAGCAAGCGGGUGUCAGAUAUUUCUCAGAAACUGUUUCAGGUUACCAGCAAUGAAGCAAGAGUUGUUCCUUGGCAUGGGCUUUCUGGUUACGAGGCAGAGGAACCCUCUUCCAAGUUGUCUUGCAACACUGCUCACUGCAGUUACCGGACCGAGGAGGUCACUCCAAAUUUUGUCAAUGUUGUUGAAGAAAAGAAGGAGCCCAGCAUGUUUCGCCUGUUUGGUGUCAAUUUGAUUAACCAUACAAAUAGCGCAGCUACCACUGACAAGAUGGCCGUGGGAGUAGGGGAAACAUCAACCCGAGCUGCUGGUUCUUUUGAAGACUCUGGUCAGCUAUCAACACUCUCAAAAGUAACAAAAGAUCAUACACAAUUCGUGAAUGAAAGCCCCCGAGAAAUCCAAAGCCAUCAGAGUUGCACUGCAAGAACUCGAAUUAAGGUUCAAAUGCAUGGAAAUGCUGUGGGCAGGGCUGUAGAUUUAGCGAAUCUGGAUGGGUAUCAGCAGUUAAUCAGUGAGCUCGAAGAGAUGUUCGAGAUAAAAGACCUCAGCUCCAAAGAAAAAUGGAAGGUAGCUUUUACUGAUGAUGAGGGUGACACAAUGGAAGUCGGUGAUGAUCCUUGGCUGGAAUUUUGCCAAAUGGUCAGGAAGAUUGUGAUCUAUCCCAUCGAAGAUGGGAGGAAUAUCGAGCCUUGCCCCGAGCAGGAUGUGAAGACUGAUUUUUAGAAGGGAGGGCAGGGCUGAAAGGUGGAUGUUUGGAGCCUUUCACCAUUGAAGCGUCGGUGACAAUCGUUUUGCUGGAGGGAGAUGGUUGUAGCUGAAACAUGAUCGGUAGCUUGUUGAGAUGAAGCAACAGAUUGAUUGCUGGCAUCAGUUCUUUCUUCACAAGCAUUUUGAAGAAAAAAAAAUGAUAUAACAUAGAUUUCCAGAAAAGAAAAGUUUGAUAAUGUGGCUCUAGUUUGCUUUUAACGAAAAUGACAAUGUCUGGUUAGUAGUCUGCUUAUGUUUAGUGAAAGCCUUACUGGCGAUAAGGAAUAAUCGAGAUGUAUAAGACCUAUAUAUCGGUAUGUAAGUUUUGUAAAUAUUAGGUAUAUGGGAGGUGAUUGUCAUAUGAAAUCAGCUGCCAUCCUUUACUCAA
Messenger RNA from Phragmites australis (common reed), 2605 nucleotides. Its product is annotated as auxin response factor 1-like. Gene Ontology annotation, cellular component: nucleus. NCBI's taxonomy places the organism in Eukaryota, Viridiplantae, Streptophyta, Magnoliopsida, Poales, Poaceae. Gene Ontology annotation, biological process: response to hormone; regulation of DNA-templated transcription. The record is from RefSeq and is a predicted model, not a curated record. The transcript has 14 exons. Gene Ontology annotation, molecular function: DNA binding; protein binding. The coding region runs from base 136 to 2193 and encodes 685 amino acids.